Molecule: messenger RNA, 1131 nt
Organism: Aedes albopictus (Asian tiger mosquito)
Lineage: Eukaryota; Metazoa; Arthropoda; Insecta; Diptera; Culicidae
Exons: 2
Coding region: 1-1131 (376 amino acids)
Source: RefSeq, a predicted model, not a curated record
AUGCAAGUGCUGGCGAGGCAGCUGAAUUUCUCAUUGUCCUGGAAGAAUGCCCCCGGGCAGUGGGGCUUUGCUCGACCACUCGGAAACAGCACCGGCCUGAUGAAGAUGGCCCAGGAAGAGGAGGUUGACUUUGCCAUUGGAUGUCUAGCCAUGGAUCCGGAUCGGUACCGAUACCUCAAGGCCGGUGCUUCGCACUACACCAGUAAGAUCCUGUUUGCGGUUCCACAUGGACGCUCGUACACGGCAUUUGAGAAACUAUUUGGUCCCUUUGAGCGAUCGCUUCUGGAGAUGCAUGCCUUUGUGGUCAUUGUGGCGUGCGUGGUAGUUCUGAUUUUAAGCUUCGCUAAUCGCAAGACUCGAGCGUUUGUCUACGGCCGAGGUGUUUCAACGCCCCUGUUAAACGCCAUAGCACUACUCUUCGGGGGCUCUGUUCCACGACCUCCGGUCAGGAACUUUGCCCGAACCCUCCUGUUUCUAUGGCUCGUCUAUUGCUUCAUAAUAGGAAGUCUCUACCAAGGAUCGCUAUUCCACUACCUCCAGAAGCCCAUGCACUACCCACCGCUGAAGACGAUGCGAGAAAUCGACCGCUCCGGCUUGUACUACUACAUGGUCGAUAUCGGAACUCGGUUCUUCGUACACAACCCCAGCAUUGUUCGGCGGACCAGAAUCAUCGCCCCCGGAAAGGACAGCUUGGGUCACGCGAUUGCCCAGAUAGGCCUUACCCGCCUGACCGAUGGAGUCAUCCUGAGUCCGAUGGAUCUGGUGGCGUACAACAACCGGGUCAACCCCAGAACGCGCUUCGUCCACAUCGCACGGGAGCACGUUUCGGUGUUUCCGGUGGGCCUGUACUACCCGAAGCGGUCGCCACUGCGGGAUGUGUUCGACGAACAGGUCCGAAUGAUUGUCCCAUCCGGACUGGUGGGCGACUGGAUCAAACGGUACGGUGAUUAUGACUUUUUCGCACGGCCAAAGGAGAAAUCCGACCCGCGGAAGUUGAGCAAUGAGCAUUUGGCCGGGGCAUACCAGCUGUAUGGGUGCUGUUUGUGGGUCAGUGUGGUGGUGUUUUUACUGGAAAUGGUUUCACCGAGGUUUCCUGCAUUGCGGGUUGUGUUGCGGCAUCUGAUUGAUUGA